Micromonas commoda is the source of this 564-nucleotide messenger RNA. RefSeq lists its product with no specific name. The transcript has 2 exons. Bases 1 to 564 code for a protein of 187 amino acids. Gene Ontology annotation, cellular component: trans-Golgi network; TRAPP complex; cis-Golgi network. The record is from RefSeq and is a predicted model, not a curated record. Gene Ontology annotation, biological process: endoplasmic reticulum to Golgi vesicle-mediated transport; regulation of GTPase activity. Lineage: Eukaryota; Viridiplantae; Chlorophyta; Mamiellophyceae; Mamiellales; Mamiellaceae.
AUGGCGUCCACGUCGCGGCCGUCGGUGUCGGCGUCCGCCAUGAGCUACCUCCUCCUGGUGAUGGUGAGGGACUACCACGAGAAGGGGAAGGCGGGGAAGGCGCAGCUGGAGGAGAUGGGGGCGCAGCUCGGCGCGCGGCUCGCGGAGAGGUACACCAAGGACAGGCCGCGGUUCACGGAGCACACCGAGGUGGUGCUGUGGACGUGCAAGGAGUUCUGGCAGGAGACGUUCGGCAAGCGGGUGGACAACCUCAAGACGAACAACCGCGGGGUGUACGUCCUCACGGACGUCGCGUUCAAGUGGAUGUCCGGACUGCGACCGUUCGGGGGCGACACGGAGGAGGAAAGCUGGGCGUUGAUGAUGGCGCACGCGGACAGCUACGGGGCGUUCGCGGGCGGGGUGGUGCGGGGCGCGCUCGAAUCCCUCGGCUUGCGAUGCUCGGUGUCCCAAGAGCCGACGAGCCAAAGUGCUGCUACCGCCACAAGCAUUGAGGAGUUUAAGCCGCUGGGGUGUAAGUUCACCGUGCGACUGGCCGCGGGGCUGGGUUUCGGGGGCGUCGCGUGA